UGUUCGGCGUUCUCGCCGACUCAUUCGUAGCGCUAUGGGCGACCGCUGACUUCAUAUACAACAGAAGAUAGCUGCUCAAAAAGGAAUAUGAGUAUAUCAAACAGGAAUUCGGCCAACCAUGACGACCUAUACAAAGACUUUCAAGUUGAACACAGGGGCGGAAAUUCCAGGCGUGGGCUUUGGCACAUGGCAAGCAGCUCCCGGAGAAGCAGGCAAGGCAGUGAAGACUGCAAUCCGAAAAGGAUACAGACAUUUGGAUUGUGCGCCUUUAUAUUGGAAUGAACCGGAAAUUGGCCAGGCGCUUUCGGAGGUGCUCAAAGAAACAUCUAUACCGCGUUCCGACAUUUUCAUCACCACCAAACUAUGGUCCUCUCAACACUCAGAUGUGGAAACAGCCCUUCGGAAAUCACUCGGAGACUUGCAGCUGGAUUACGCAGACUUGUAUCUAAUGCACUGGCCGAUAUCACUCCCGCCAAACGAUCCUUCGCAACCAAAUUUUGGCAAAGAAGACCGUACCAUUCACGCCCAGAAUUGGGAUUUUUCAAAAACAUGGGCCGAGAUGGAGAAGCUGCUAUCCACUGGGCUAGUCAAGGCCAUUGGUGUUGCCAAUUUCUCCACGGUGAAUCUUGAAAAACUUCUGCAGACAGCAAAGGUUGUGCCGGCAGUGAAUCAAACGGAGUUGCACCCACUGCUACCCCAGGGAAAGCUUAAUAAAUUCUGUACGCAGCACGGCAUACAUCAAACUGCAUUUGGUCCAUUGGGUGGCAAAGGUUCGACGCUUCACACACAUACGACCGUUCUAGCUUUGGCGGAAGAGAGGAAUGCGACACCUGCGCAGGUGCUCCUUUCGUGGGGAUUGAGACGUGGAUGGAGCGUAAUACCGAAAAGCGUCAACGAAGACCGGAUUCAAGCAAACUUGAACGUAUUUGAAAUGAAUGGAGAAGAGCAGAUCAGAUUGGAUGAGCUCGUAAAACGGGAAGCGAGGAGAUUUAAUAGACCCAACUGGGGAACAACUGUGUUCCACGACGACGACGAAAGCGUGGCAUGAUCAACUUCAAUUCGUAGUACCUCUAAUAUCAUAACUGGGUGCUGGCCAAAGAGCGCGGUCAUCAUCUU
Molecule: messenger RNA, 1116 nt
Organism: Periconia digitata
Lineage: Eukaryota; Fungi; Ascomycota; Dothideomycetes; Pleosporales; Periconiaceae
Source: the annotation of a GenBank genome assembly